AUGGCCGCCGCAAGUGACAAGGCUCGGUUUUUCCUCGAACAGUCAGUGCCAGAGCUGAAAGAAUACGAACGCAAAGGUAUCUUCAGCGCCGAGGAGAUCACCAGCAUUGCCCGCAAACGAUCCGACUUUGAACACAAGAUCAACGCCCGAGGAUCCACGCCUGCGGACUUCGCUCGCUAUGCCGAGUUCGAGAUGAAUGUGGACGCCCUGAGGCGCAAGAGAGUGAAGAGAUUAGGAGUCAAGUCCACAUCACACAAUGGCAAGCGUCGCAUCUUCUUCGUCUUCGACCGCGGCACCCGCAAGCAUCCCGGCGACAUCGGUCUUUGGAUGGAGGCGAUAGAUUUUGCGAGGAAACAGAGGGCAUAUAAAAAAUUGCAGGAGAUGUUUACACAAGUACUUCGGCUACAUCCUACAAAGUCCGAUUUAUGGAUCCACGCCGCCCAAUACGCGAUGGAAGAGAAUGGUGAUAUGGCUGAAGCAAGGAGCUACAUGCAACGUGGUCUUCGAUUUUGUAAAGGGUCAAGAGCUCUAUGGUUGGGGUAUGCGAGACUGGAAAUGUCCUAUGUCGCCAAAAUUCACCUCCGUCGAGAAGUCCUGGGGAUCACCACGGGGAAUGCCGACCAACAAGGACCAGCAGACCAAGAGAAUGCAGAUGAGAAUAAUCUGCACUUGCCGAGACUAACGGCUAUGGACAUCGCGCCGACCGGCGAGCACGAUGAUAUUGACACCUCCGCACUCCAGAAGCUGAAAUCGACACCUGCAAUGAGCGGGGCCAUUCCAGUCGCAAUCUUCGACGCUGCGAUGGCCCAGUUCCUUGACCCCAAGUUUGGCUUGGACUUUUUCAAGAUACUUCUCGACUACGAUGACAUUCCAGCCUGCCGCAGAGUUGCAGACCACGUGGCGACAUUCCUUUUGAGAGAAUACCCACAGAGUUGGUGCAGCCAGGCAUGCCACAUACAACUACCACUUGUCUCGAUACCUCCCACUUCUCCCGAAUUCCCUGCGGCUCUCAGAGAUAUGCUGUCGCGACUGAAGGACGCUCGCAGGAAGUCGCACAGCCCUGAGUUGCUCGGGUGGGCCAAAGAAUCGCUUGAGAAGAUCCUUCAAACACCGGAUGUGGAUCCAGCGAUCAGGACAGUGGCAGAUUCUGUUAUCAAGUCCUUGGGCGUGCCCGUGUCGGCCUAG
Fonsecaea erecta is the source of this 1185-nucleotide messenger RNA. RefSeq lists its product as hypothetical. Gene Ontology annotation, biological process: maturation of SSU-rRNA from tricistronic rRNA transcript (SSU-rRNA, 5.8S rRNA, LSU-rRNA). The record is from RefSeq and is a predicted model, not a curated record. Lineage: Eukaryota; Fungi; Ascomycota; Eurotiomycetes; Chaetothyriales; Herpotrichiellaceae. The transcript has a single exon. Gene Ontology annotation, molecular function: snoRNA binding; protein binding. Gene Ontology annotation, cellular component: small-subunit processome; Pwp2p-containing subcomplex of 90S preribosome. Bases 1 to 1185 code for a protein of 394 amino acids.